Diabrotica balteata is the source of this 1545-nucleotide messenger RNA. The record is from the annotation of a GenBank genome assembly. Lineage: Eukaryota; Metazoa; Arthropoda; Insecta; Coleoptera; Chrysomelidae.
AUGAGGGAAACACGGCAUUUAUUUUUGAUUUUAUUAAUUCUAUUCAUCCUCGGCCAGGUGACAAAUGGAUACAAAGUUUUGCUAGUAUUUCCCGUGCCGGCCAAAAGUCAUUAUAUGUUAGGCAAUACCUUGGCCAAAGGACUGGUUGCAGCGGGACAUGAUGUUACGAUGAUAGCUUUUUUUGAAGAAAAAAAUCCGCCUUCGGGAGGUACUUAUACGAACGUGCUUCUGAGUGGUAGAGAAAAAGUAUUUAACAAAGAUUAUAAUUUUCUCGAUUUAGAACAUAUUCCCACAACAUUGGCAAUACAUCAAAUUGACGACACAGGUAUCAUUUUAACUAAAAUCAUGUUAGAACAUCAAAAUGUCAAGGAGUUGUUGGCAUUAAAUCAAAGAUUCGAUGCAAUUGUUAUAGAACAAUUUUGCAACGAUGCAAUAAAAGGUCUGGGAUGGUACUACGAUGCUCCCGUGAUUCUCUUUAGUCCCAUUGGUGCUAAUUUCUGGGUGAAUAAUUUGGUAGGGAAUCCCAACCCGUUAUCCUACGUACCAGACCUACAUCUUGACUAUAGUGAAAAUAUGACAUUAUUACAAAGAGUUAAGAAUACGUUAAUGACGCUAGUUCGUAUAUUAAAUCAACAAAUAUAUUAUUUUCCUGCGCAACGAGAGAUACUAGCGCAAGCUUUUCCUGGAAGUCCAAGUUUAGAAGAAUUAAUGGCAAAUGUGUCCCUUAUUCUGCUGAAUUCUCACGAGAGUACAAACCAGCCGGUACCAUUGGUACCAAAUAUGAUAAACAUUGGUGGAAUGCAUAUAUCUCCUGGAAAAGGAUUACCUCAAGAUUUGAAAGUUAUUAUGGACAGUGCCAAAGAAGGUAUUAUAUAUUUCAGUAUGGGCUCUAAUAUUGAUCCGGCUAAAAUGAAAGAAGAGAUAAGCACAGCAAUAUUUAGUGCUUUAGGAAAACUACCGUACAAGGUUCUCAUAAAAUGGCAUAAAGAUGUUCCAGAAAAGAGUAACAAUAUUGUAAUAAGACAAUGGUUUCCACAACAAGAUGUAUUAGCUCAUCCAAAUAUGAAGCUAUUUAUCACUCACGGAGGUUUACUAAGCACUUUAGAGACUAUAUACUACGGUGUUCCAGUAUUAACUCUGCCAAUAUUCGGGGAUCAGAAAAUGAACGCAGCCAAAGCUGAAGCCGCAGGUUACGGAGUAUCCAUGACUUUCUCCACGAUAACAGAGCAAGGACUGAGUAAAGCCUUAAACGAAAUAUUAAAUAUUAAAAAGUACACAGAAAAUGCCAGACUGAGAUCAACACUUAUGCAUGACAGAAUUCACAAACCACUAGACACAGCAGUUUAUUGGGUGGAAUAUGUAAUACGAAAUAAGGGAGCACCUCACUUGAGGGUAGCUGCAGUUAAUAUGCCAUUCUACGAAUAUUUUUUGCUAGAUGUUAUUGCGCUUCUAGUAUUAGGUUUUAGUAGUGUAUUUACGUUAGUAUAUAUAACUUGUAAAAAGAUUUGCUGUUCUAGAAAAAGCAAAACAUUCAAAAAUGAAUAA